UGCAAAAUGGAGGAAGAAAGCUUUAACAAAAGAGGUUGGAUCCAAAAGUUUAGAAAUCUGCACAGAGAAUAUAAUCAAGAGGAUAUUUCAAAAUUUAAAUCUUUAAUUCUUUUCAAGAAGGACUUCACUAGUUUCAUUGAUGACUCUAACAAAGAGGAUGAUAAGAAGAAUAACAAAUUUAUUUCCCUCAGGAAGAACAAGAUAAAGGAAGUUAAUAAUAUAAAGAAGAUUGUAUUAAAAGCUAAAGCUAUGAAGGAAAGAAUGUAUGAUGACGAAUCAGUUAUCGACAAACUACAAACCUCAGUCAGAGAUAUCAAUGAGAACCUCAAAGAGUUCAAAAUAAAGAACAAAUAAUGAAUAUGGUAUCUUAUCCCAAGCAGAGGAAGAGCUUACUCGAGAAUUGGAGCUGUUCGAGAAUAAAAUGACUGCUAUUAUUGAAGAGGAUAAAGCUACUGAUAGAUCAUGAUAUGAAAGAAAUUCUGUCAUAAGUAAUCAGAGUUCAAUGACUGGAGGUACCAAAAGAAGGCCUGCUUCUGUUACCACAAGCAAGAGAACCAAUAUCUCACGUAGCUCCUAAAAUCACCA
This is a messenger RNA of Moneuplotes crassus, 585 nucleotides long. The record is from the annotation of a GenBank genome assembly. NCBI's taxonomy places the organism in Eukaryota, Ciliophora, Spirotrichea, Euplotida, Euplotidae.